Molecule: messenger RNA, 3892 nt
Organism: Egretta garzetta (little egret)
Lineage: Eukaryota; Metazoa; Chordata; Aves; Pelecaniformes; Ardeidae
Gene: MARCHF1
Product: membrane associated ring-CH-type finger 1
Exons: 4
Coding region: 1-822 (273 amino acids)
Biological process (GO): antigen processing and presentation of peptide antigen via MHC class II; protein polyubiquitination; immune response
Cellular component (GO): late endosome membrane; cytoplasm; early endosome membrane
Molecular function (GO): MHC protein binding; ubiquitin protein ligase activity; zinc ion binding
Source: RefSeq, a predicted model, not a curated record
AUGAACAGCAGCAACAGUUACUUUAAUUUUGUAAUCAUGUGGCAAAGCAGUAAAAUAUCUGCAAUGUAUUUCAUGGACAAAGAUUCCAAGCUAUCUAACUUAUUUCAACAGGCAAGCAGUCCUACAACAGGAACAGCUCCCAGGAGUCAGUCACGGUUGUCUGUCUGCCCUUCCACUCAGGACAUUUGUAGGAUCUGUCACUGUGAGGGAGAUGAUGAAAGUCCCCUCAUCACACCAUGUCGCUGCACAGGGACCCUGCGCUUUGUUCACCAGGCCUGCCUGCACCAGUGGAUUAAGAGCUCAGACACGCGCUGUUGUGAACUCUGCAAGUACGACUUUAUAAUGGAGACCAAGCUCAAACCUCUUCGGAAGUGGGAGAAACUACAGAUGACAACAAGUGAGAGGAGGAAAAUAGUUUGUUCAGUCACAUUCCAUGUAAUUGCAAUUACCUGUGUUGUUUGGUCAUUGUAUGUUUUAAUUGAUAGAACUGCCGAGGAAAUUAAACAAGGCAAUGAUAAUGGUGUCCUUGAAUGGCCGUUUUGGACAAAACUCGUUGUGGUGGCCAUUGGAUUCACGGGGGGCCUGGUCUUCAUGUACGUGCAGUGUAAGGUUUAUGUUCAGCUGUGGCGCAGGCUGAAAGCCUACAACAGAGUGAUCUUUGUUCAGAACUGCCCAGACACUGCCAAAAAAAUGGAGGAGAAGAACUCUUCGCGCACUCAGACCUCAGAUGUCAAGGACGCAGUGAUGGUGCCAGUAGCACAGACAGGUACAAACUCUCAGCCAGCAGCUGAAGAAAUGACAUCAGAGGUCAUGCCAGUUUGACAGAGGCAGCAUUGUUUCUUCCUUGCAGAAUAAGGCGUACUGUUUUCUGCACUACAAAUGCUAAAAGAGAGUAGAAAUGACUGCAUUUUUUCAGUUAAAAACACAAAAAAAAACCCACAAAAAACCAAAACCCUAUGAGGAAAAUGGAUCCAGCAAAGCAACUUGUUACUGUAUGGAAUGUGACUGUUCGUGAAGUAGUUUCUCAACUAGUCAGCAAGUGUAGUGAAAGUGUAGAAAGUACAAUAGAGAACAGGUUUAACAGACAAUGCCAAACCAACAUGAUGAGAGUACUUUUUCUUUUUUAGAAAGACCUAAUAUAAUAAUUUUGUUUACAAAAAACAAAAACCUUUCAUCUGUUUACUACUAAAAGCUGUAUUUCCUAUUUAUCUUCUUAAAGAUACACUUCAAAAGGGUACCAGUCAAGUUAUGUGCAUUAACUGAAUCCAAGUAUAAAGAGCACUCACUCUCUAAGCCUCAUAUGGUAACACGCGUUCGUGACUGCACUGGAGCCUGAAUGUUUGGGCGGCUGCGUCAACUAAGGAUAUUGGAAACAUUUGAAGGGCAGCAUUGUUUUUAAAUAUGCCUGAAUUUUGGAAAAAUAAGCAAUUCCAAGCAGUAUAAACUCAUGUCUCCAUAAGCUACAGAUUUUUUUGAAGUACAGCUGUCAGCGAAGUAAAUACAGGAAGGACAGAAUGUGUAGCUAUGUAUUUAGAAGAGCAGCUCAGCUGGUUGUUUUACUUUGUAAGAGUGAAUUAGACAUAAAUUGGAUACAUAAAGUUUUGAGGCAGAACUAUAAAUGGAAAAAAAUGCAAUUUACUACAGAAUGACACAAAAGUAAAUUGCAUUUUAUCAAAGGUCUGAAAAAGCACAGCACAUAGGGAAGAUGGAAGCCAUUGUUGGGUUAAUUUUUUAAGAUUCGUGUUACAGAAAGGUAGGCAUAAGAGAAUAUACAUACGAAUCUUAAGAGAACAUUAGUUUUUAUUUCCUUGUUCUGAAAAGUUAGUUUUUAUCUUCCUGCCCAAACAACCUAAAUCAAUGGUUUCCCUCUGUACAGGUAAAGCUGAGGUAUUAAGAGAUUCAACAGCUCAGUUGUUAACUUUGUGUUUUGAGCAUUCUCAUAUAAAAAUAAAAUGUGAAUAGCAUUAAAGGGUGCAAUAGAUAAAUGACUGUAGAUAUAAUACUGUGUCCAACAGGGUGAAUUAUAUGUAAAGAACCAAUUUUGUGAUUCACUUCCCAUACCUGUGAUGUUUACCAUCAGGACCCAACAGCAAGAAUUGACUUGGAGUAGUUACGUACUGGCGUGGACAAGUCUGGGGCCCGAACAUAAUGUAUAUUUAAAACAUAAGUUAAAAGUUCUUUUUCGAUCUCGCAUUUAGGUAAAGGAGGAAAAGCAAACAAGCAAGUAAAGAAGCAGAGUAAAGAGGAUAGGAGAGCACAGGUUCAUUCAGAGGGGGAACUUGCCACAGUCACCAGUGAACUAGACUUCUACAGAAGCCUUGCAGUUUCUAAUGGUAAAUUUCCUCUUUACACACUCAAAUAUCUGCAAUUAAAUAACAGAAUAAUCCCAUUCUUCCAAAUAUCCAGAGUGCUAGGCCUAAGAUGUAUUGAACUUUAUAUAUUAGGCAUUCCUUUGUGAAUGUGUUUACUGGCUUAAGGCUCAGGGAAUACUGGAAGUAGCAGUAUUAGCAAGAAAUGUGUCUUUUAUCAGACCAUUAUGUUCUUUUCUAUUGGAAUUGCUCGUGUAAUUCGCUGUGACCAAGUGAUUGUCAUCUGGCUAGACAGGACACAAAAUCUUCGUGCUUGAACCCGCCCUAAAUACAUAUUAGUAUUUGCUCUAAGCUAUUCCAGGUGAGUUGGAUUAAUGUCAAAGUUUUUUCGCAUGAUGACACGCACUUUUCAUGUAAAACAACUUUCCAAUUACACAAUUGCAAAUUGGAAUUGUAAGCAGCUUCUCAUUUGAAAUGACAUACAAAAGUAACCAAAUAAUUUCUGUUUGUAAUUGUGGAGGAGACUUCAGAAGGUCCUCAGAAAACAAUGACAGAACUAAGGAAUGCCUCAUAACCGCACACGGUUAAGAUGGUCUGCAAAGGCAUGGUUUUCAAAAAGUGUAAAUCCACUUGCUAAAAGGGAAAUCUCAUGACAUCUGAAGUUAGACACUUAAAAUUACUAGCUGCAUCUAAAUUGAAUGAUGUUUACUAUAAAACCUGAUGUAUCAUAGCAAAAUUGACUGACAAGGAACGUUAUGGAAGAUAAAAUUAAGACCUUUCUGACAUAAUCAGAAAGUUUCUUACUAAGUGACAGUAACCCCGCUGCUUCACCCAGCUUGUUCUUUGACCUGCUGUAGCAUCAUGACCCCACUGAAGGUACUUUAUCCCCUAUUUUGACAGUUUACUGGAGACUGAUUCACAUUUGGUUUUUUCUUGAACAAGUAUAAAAUGCAACUCAAAGAAAAAUACCUGAGGCUUCUGCAAACAGAUUUACAGCAUCCAACAAGAUUACUGUACAUUUUAAAAAAUACACAGAAGAGUUGGCAACAGAACAGACAACUUACAAAAUUUUAUACUAAUGACUUCAAAACACUAUUUGGCACUAUUUUGGCUGAAAUUCCUCCUCUCCCUUUGAAAUAUUAAUUCAGACAGCGGGAAAAGGAGCAAAAUGGGACAGUGUCUGCUCAGAGACAGCAAGAGAGAUGACAGCAGGCUCGAAGCAGCCUUUAACCUUUUAAAGCAUUACAGUAUUAGCCCAUGCAUCCCUUUCUCUUCUUAGGUGCAGUGGAUAUUCUAGAGCUUUCAGGGAUUUCAUGCAGGAUUGGAAUUUGUAUCUGAAGCAGGGUGGUCCCUCUUCAAGAGGACAACCAACAUUCACACCAACAUGCCUUGGAUACAGCUCUGCAUGAAUAAGGAAGGUGCACGAAUACAGACACUAGACAGCUGCUUAUCAACAAAUGUGUUUUUUAUUCCCACACAAAGCACAGUUUUCUGUAUUAAUUUAAUGACCACAGGUUUCUAUCCUGCAAAAACAGUAUACUGAAAGUUUUAAGAUACAUUCUAAGAUUUCUUAAUGAAAAUGA